Molecule: messenger RNA, 1699 nt
Organism: Clupea harengus (Atlantic herring)
Lineage: Eukaryota; Metazoa; Chordata; Actinopteri; Clupeiformes; Clupeidae
Gene: cdab
Product: cytidine deaminase b
Exons: 5
Coding region: 415-906 (163 amino acids)
Cellular component (GO): cytosol
Molecular function (GO): cytidine deaminase activity; zinc ion binding
Source: RefSeq, a predicted model, not a curated record
CUGCCUCAUAAUUUGCCCUGACUGUGGGCAGGAAGGUUCCGGCAUCUGGGAUUGGCUGCUUAUCAGAGCACACACCUGACUGGCUGCUUAUCAGAGCACACAACUGAUAGGAGAAACUACAGAGAUCCAAAGUUAUGAGGUAAAGGGAGAUAGACCACACACACAGAGAGAGAGACACAGAGGGGCAUAGAGGAACACGCACACACACUCGCACAGAGACGCACAGACACAGGAACAUACCGACACAAAGACAACAAGGACACGCAGCCAUACUGACAGGAACACAGAGACUCAAAGACACACACACACAGGGGCGCUCACACACACGCAUGCACUCUAGCAACACCUAGCAACGCCUACACUUCCCAUCCAACCCAACCACACACACACACACACACACACUUACAGAGCGGCAUGAGUACCCCGCAGCUGAGACCAGAGCUGGUGAACGGCCACAGCUCAGCAGCGAAGAGCCACAUACAACUGCACGGAAUGCAAGAGGGGGUGACGGGAUUGAUCCGGACGUCUCUGGACGCUAAGGAGUUUGCCUACUGCCCCUACAGCAAGUUCCGAGUGGGGGCCGCUGUGUUGGCGCGCGACGGGAAAGUUUUCACAGGCUGUAAUGUGGAAAACGCCUGCUACAACCUGGGCAUUUGUGCGGAGAGGAACGCCAUCUCCAAAGCGGUCUCAGAGGGAUACAGGGACUUCAAAGCCAUCGCCAUUGCCAGCGAUAUGACUGACCAGUUCAUCUCACCUUGCGGAGGUUGCCGGCAGUUUAUGAGGGAGUUUGGGGCCAGUUUGGACGUGUACAUGUCCAAACCUGACGGCUCCUAUGAGGAGACGACGGUCGAUGCACUGCUGCCACGAUCCUUUGGACCCGAGGACCUCCAGAUGAAGAAAGAGUAACGCAUUCCCAACGAGUUCUGAUGCAGUUACCAGGAGUUCUAAUGUAGGCUACUUAUCCAAAGAUCACGCAUAAGAACUUAAAAAACUGGUGCUUUGAUGUCAGUAUGACAAAGCAGCGUUGCAUAGAUGAUGACGUUUGUGUGUUCCCUGAUUCACAUGUGGUUCUUACCCAUUUUUAAUGACAACAUUUUAAAACCUUUCCUUCAUUUUGAAGGAAAUUACCAUCACCUUUCACAACCUACAAGUACACACAUGUGCGUACUUUACUCCACAGGUUGGGCCAAAUCAUUAAAUGAAAAUGAAACAAGAUUUCCAUUCCUUUUCUAAUAGGCUAGUUUUUGUGAAAAAAUGGAAACUGAAUUAUGCUGCAGAAAUUCACACAACAAAACAUUAUUCAUGGCGGAGUACGAUAACAUAGAAACAUAAAGCCAUUUCAUGUCUUUUCCAAAACGUUCAAUACAUUUGCUGAAUAUCAUGACCUUUCCAGGCCUGGAAAAGGGGAUUUUAAAAUUCCAUCACUUGUGUGUAAACGUGUGCAAUUAUCUAUGUAUUUAGAAUAAUAUAUGUCUGAAUAUAAAUAAGACAAUUUAAGAUUGAUUGUAUACUGAAAUAAACCCAUUGAAGUAGUAUUUGCAGUGUGUUUUGUGCUUUUACUUAAGACUUCACUCCAUUAACAGCUGACUUGCAAUCCUGAACCUGUUCUACAAUUUGCAGUAAUUAUAACCAAGUGGCUACAACUUAACUUGCUUAACUUAACUAGCUUGACGUAGCUGAAAAUUAACUAAAGAAAUUC